Molecule: messenger RNA, 5589 nt
Organism: Pungitius pungitius (ninespine stickleback)
Lineage: Eukaryota; Metazoa; Chordata; Actinopteri; Perciformes; Gasterosteidae
Gene: mapkapk5
Product: MAPK activated protein kinase 5
Exons: 14
Coding region: 911-2326 (471 amino acids)
Biological process (GO): Ras protein signal transduction; protein autophosphorylation; negative regulation of TOR signaling
Cellular component (GO): cytoplasm; nucleus
Molecular function (GO): calmodulin binding; ATP binding; mitogen-activated protein kinase binding
Source: RefSeq, a predicted model, not a curated record
AUAUACAGUCCAUGGUGGUCCCUCUGACAAGCAACCGUGGGAUUAGCUAAAUAGUGCAGAGAUGUGUGUGCCUCCUUGGUCACCUCAGGAAACACUCUCCCCGAACCCUUUCCAUCUCUGAGACUGCGUUAUACGAGCGCCGAUUUGUAUCAGGACAGCUCUGUCUUACGGGAACAUGUUAACAUCUGUCGCUUGGGGGAGAGCUGGAAAACGAACUUGCGAAAGCUAAGCUAACCCGAUAGCCCGAUAGCAGGCUCGGCUCGACGACAUAAUAGGCUGCUGUGCUUCUGGGAACACUGUGUGCUCGUCUUGUCUGAUCAACCCAGCGCUAAUCGAGGAGACCUCUCUGCGAUCUUCAGAGCACAUCUCGGUCGGUUUUCUGUCUGCCGGGUGCCGUUGUAGCGAGACCGUCUACCCCGAGCCCAGGAUGGAGUGGCACUAGCCGACUUAGCCCGCCGCCGGUGUCUUUGCAGAGCGCUGCUGUCAUUGCUCUGCUAAAAAUACACUUUGUCCCAUGGUCUCUGCGCCUCCAAAAGUGGUAGGGCUAGUCCACAUCGGACUCCGGCUCUUCUGUUUAGGCUUGCUCGGAGUCUGGCACUCUACAUGGUCACCGCACUGAGUUUAGGACUACUGGAAGAGCGAGUCGGACCCCGAGGUGGUGAGCCCCGCUGGCCCGAUCCAACGUCACAUCCUUCCGCCCGGUGGGCAUCAAGUUCCCCGGUGGACGGAGGAGAGCUCUCGUUGACCGCUGGCCGAAUAUCAUUUUGCCCCAAUGGCCUUGUUCCGUCAUAAAUAGUUGCAUACACAAGCCUUGGUCGAGCCCAGGGCUGCGAGACCGAAGCUCUGUGAAGGUCAGAGAAAACUGUGUGAGAUUGGCGAGGCAGACUCCAUCUGUCCAGAGCACAGCACCAUGUCGGAGGAUAACAACGCGGACAAGUUCAUCAAGGAGACAUCCAUUCUCGACGAGUACAACAUUAACUGGACGCAGAAGUUGGGAGCCGGCAUCAGUGGACCCGUCAGAGUUUGUGUGAAGAAGUCCUCUCAGGAGCGCCUGGCCCUGAAGAUCCUUAUUGAUCGGCCCAAGGCCAGGAACGAGGUGCGUCUCCAUAUGAUGUGUGCCAACCACCCGAAUAUAGUGCAAAUCCUGGAGGUUUAUGCCAACAGCGUCCAGUUCCCACAUGAGUCCAGCCCGAGAGCGCGACUCCUGAUAGUUAUGGAAAUGAUGGAGGGUGGCGAGCUGUUCCACAGAAUCAGUCAGCACAGGCACUUCACUGAAAAGAUGGCCAGUCAGGUCACAAAACAGAUCAGUCAAGCCUUGGAACAUUGUCACUCCCUGAAUAUUGCACAUCGCGACCUGAAGCCAGAGAACCUGCUCUUUAAGGAUAAUUCUCUGGAUGCACCUGUGAAGCUGUGCGACUUUGGCUUUGCCAAAAUCGACCAAGGAGACUUGAUGACCCCUCAGUUCACUCCUUACUACGUAGCACCUCAGGUACUUGAGGCUCAAAGAAGACACCAAAAAGAAAAGUCUGGAAUUAUACCUACUUCCCCUACUCCUUAUACCUAUAACAAGAGCUGUGACCUGUGGUCCCUCGGCGUGAUCAUCUACGUGAUGCUGUGCGGCUACCCCCCCUUCUACUCCAAGCACCACAGCCGCACCAUCCCAAAGGACAUGAGGAAGAAGAUAAUGACGGGCAGCUUUGACUUCCCUGAGGAUGAGUGGAGCCAGAUCUCCGAAAUGGCCAAGGACAUCGUACGCAAGCUGCUGAAGGUGAAGCCGGAGGAGAGGCUGACUAUUGAGGGAGUCCUGGCUCACCCUUGGCUUAACUGCACCGAGGCCCUCGACAACGUGCUGCCCUCCGCCCAGAUGAUGAUGGACAAGGCGGUAGUCGCUGGUAUCCAGCAGGCCCACGCAGAGCAGCUGGCUAACAUGAGGAUUCAAGAUCUGAACGUCAGCCUGAAGCCUCUAAACUCUGUCAACAACCCAAUCCUCAGGAAGCGCAAACUACUAGGCCCCAAGCCCAGUGACAGUUUCUUCAUCCAUGACCCAGAGAUCGGAGGUGAAGACUCCAACGUCGCGCUGGAGAAGUUACGAGAUGUCAUUGCACAGUGUAUACUACCACAAGCUGGAGAAAACGAGGAUGAGAAGCUGAAUGAAGUGAUGUAUGAAGCCUGGAGGUUCAACAGAGACUGUAAACACCUGAGAGACGGCCUGCCGGGGCUCAGCUGGGGCGGACGAUCCUUCUCCGAUAAAGUGGACCGCUUGAAGUUGGCUGAAAUAGUGAAACAGGCUAUCGAAGAAAAGACGAAUCUCCAGGAGUCCCAUUAGCAAACUGCUCUUUCUAUCUUCUUUUUAUAUAUUGUUUAAUAUGACACUUUUUAACCCAUAUCUGUAAAGAGGCUUUUUUAUGUAAAAUAAUGUGCUAAUUCUUUUUUUUUUUUUUCAUGAAUUCACUUGCAAGACCUAUUGUACAGCUGUAGAUAUAUUUCAAAGAGGACUCCUUCGUACUAUCUUUUUUUUUUUUUUAAAUGGAAACUUGCAAUGAACAUUGAAAAAAUAUAUUUUCAUUUUUGCAAAAAAAUAGAAAAGAGAAAAAUCAGUUAAAUGUAUUUUCUGGGAGGGAAUUUUUAUUAACUGAUUGUCCAAGGUGUCACAUGUUUUAUCCCAGUUAUUUCCUUUUUAAUUUUUCUAACCACCCUACAACUAAUUUAAUUUAUUUAAACAAAGAUUUCCAUUAUUUUAUACCUCACAAAGUCGGAACAAGCCGUCUUUAAUUGUUCUUCCACGCGCUCUAAUUCUGAACCUGCGGGAUAUAAAUGACCUUAAUCUUUGUUUUUGAGUGACCUUCCUGUGACCUUUUUUGUUCGUGUAAAGGUCACGGCAGACUGGAAACGGAGGUGUCACAAAACCGGUCAGACCGCAGCCCCGAAUGAAUUUAGUUACAACCCGUUACUGUUGAAGCUUGUGAGAGACGCCGAUAGAGCGAGAUCAAGGCAGGCUGACAGCAAUGUGUUUUGGGGUCUUUGGUCAUAAGGACCACUCGCUAUCUUCUAACUGCCUCAGAAGACCCUGGCAAGUUCAACGCCACCCAUGUAGGUUUCACGAUGAUGGUCCUGAAGUUCAAGUCUGGCAAUCACAGUGAGGUUAAUUAUUUCAUAUCAAGGCCUUUUACGUGUUUUCACAUUUCUGGUGGGAUUCUGAGGGCUCUUGAGUUCAGUAUUCAGCAACAGUUGUUCAUCUGUGAAACGCAACCUGAGCUGCUUUGACUCCCGAGUCGUAUUUACUGGAAUUCAGACCGUUAACACUUGAUCCAUUUCGAAGGGAGACCGCUUGCUACCUGAGCCAAUGGAAACAAAAACAGCCUCCUUCAACAGGUUUCAUUCUGAUGUAACCUGCAGUGCUUCUGAAUGUGCAAUAAUGAAUUCAUGUGUCCAUGGUGUGUGCAUGCACUUGCUAGUGAGAUGUCAUCUUUUGAGUCCGUCAGUAUUACCGUUUUCAUUUCAAUGGUCUGAAUACCAGGAAAUACUCCCCCUCCCUUCACUCCUCGUCCUCCUUUAGUAGUAAACGUGUCAUUGGUACGUUGCCACUGCUCCAGUCUGAUUUUAUUUCUUCAAAGAGUGGUUGAAAGGCGGGACUUUUCUUCAGUGCCUGAUUAAUUCUUCAAUAAAUUUUAGCGUUUACUUUGAAAAUCAACAGAUUCUAUGAAUUUCACCUUUUUAAUGAGGUCUUUCAUAAAGGAACUUAUAAAAAGAUGAUUUUUUUUUUUUUUUUUACCUUAAUGAAAACAUGUUUACUCCGAGUCUUCAAUAUCUCGUUGCUGCUCAGUAAAAACGUUGUAAACUGAAUAAUCUUUUCUUUUAAGAGUUAAUUAAAACAUUAAUAGCACCUGAGAUUAUCAGUAAUAAGCCCAUAGCUAAACAUCAACAGCAUCAUUUAACGGCCUAGAAACAUGUUCUGAUGAUAUGAAUCUGGUCUUAUUCACACAAUCUGUCGGCCAUGAAGAAGCAAAAAAAACUCACUUAUUUAUGUUUGGCCAAGAAACUGAGGGAUGAUUUUUAAUUUUUUCAUACAGCUCCCUUCAAGUCUUAAACAGCACCCACAGCUGGUGUUUUAAAAAGGCUUUAUUACAUGAAUACACUUUACGCUCAGAUGUGCCUUCUCGGUCGGCAUCUUCAUUCUUGGCUGCUUUUAUCAGAGCAGCAGGAUCACAGGAUGAAGGGGUCAGAAGCAUAUCAGUAUUUGUCCUUUUGCUUGUGAUUGGCUCCAUGUUCUGAAAUGAAGGCUUUCUGUCUACAAAUGAUCAUCAUAUAGCUAUCUGGUAUAAGUACUCUUAUAUCAAAAUAAGUGGGCCCUUAUUUGCCCCUUAUUUGCCCCUACUCACACAUAUGGUUCAACAUUUUGGUUUUGUUUGGGGGUUUUUGCCCAUUUUUAGAGAACUUCCCAAUAGCCUGUAGGCAGCAGUAGGUUAGCAUAUCUUCUCCUAGACAGGAGACAAGUUGCCUGGUAACAACAACGUCACAGUAAUCGACACAUUAUGGAAGGAGUUGUUUGCUUUUUUUCUUCUCAAUUGAUUUGUAAAAUCACCAAUUGGUCCAUCUACCCGGGGUAGGGGGCCAGUCUGACCAUUUAAGAUUUAAUUGCUGGUUUUUGGGUAACAAAAAUCCCAAAAAAUAUUAAGCAUAUUUGUCCCAAUGUCAAACUUUUCCAUUGUUCCAUUGGGGCCAAAUUUGUUCAAACUCACAGAAUUGGUUGGCAGCUAAUGCUUUGACCACGUCUGUGUGAGAAUGCGUGCCACUGUGUAGUGAAUUGCGUAUGAAUGUCUUGUGCGUUUCAGUCCUACCUUCUAUUACUGGAGGCCUAUAAAUGAAUCCAAACAGCUUCCUUUAAAUCUCCUGCUGCACCCACGAAUAAACCGAAUCCUUCGGUUCCCCGGUGAGCUCCAUUGUUGUCGAAGGGCAGCGUAUUUAUCAGCAUUUAUUGCUAAGUUGAGCCAUAAAUCUUGAUACUGCUAACAAUGGGGAAACCCCCCCCCAGGGGAAAGUCUGCCUCGGCCGUCCCAAAUAAAUCCCAGAGCGGUGGUUUGCUUUGAAGACGCUACCUCCCUCCUCACAUCGUCUUGCUGGGUAGUUGCUGCUGCAGGAUGCCCUCGGUCUGACUUUUCAGCUGCAGACAUAUUCCCAUCCAGUAGGAAAACGCUUCCACUAGCCACUCCUCAGUGAAGGGGGACCGGAUUUCCGAUUUUUAUACCAGGAAAGAUUGCUGGUUCCCGAUGUGAAUGCUGACUGCGGAUAAAUAAUUACCCCUGAGAAGGACCCGCAAGGCAGUUGAAUGGUUUUAGGCUGGACCAGUCUUGAAAAAUACCAGUUGCUUCUGUUCCCUCUGUGUAAAGUGUGGAGAGGUGGGGUUUUUUAUAUCUUUUUGAGUUGUUUUAACAUCGCGUUUAGUUGUUUUUCUCUGGCCUGGCAGUCGUGUAGCGUGCACCUGAACCCCUCAGGAGAGACCUGCUCUGCUUCUGUCUGCCCUUUCUUGCCUUCUUUGGAAUCCUCAUCAACAUGCUGACUUUGUAAUAAAGGAAUUCUUUGACUUUUGAA